Erinaceus europaeus (western European hedgehog) is the source of this 632-nucleotide messenger RNA. RefSeq names its product proline-rich proteoglycan 2-like. The transcript is spliced from 3 exons. Bases 1 to 531 code for a protein of 176 amino acids. NCBI's taxonomy places the organism in Eukaryota, Metazoa, Chordata, Mammalia, Eulipotyphla, Erinaceidae. The record is from RefSeq and is a predicted model, not a curated record.
AUGUUGCCAGCGCCUCUUUCCGCGCGCCCCGCGCGGCCCCCUCCCGGGAGAGGCCGGCGACGCCAGCGCCGCGCAAACUUCCCCUUCCCCGGGGGCUGUCGCCCCGAGGCCGGCGGGCGGGGAGCCGUGCGCGCUUCCGGGCUCCACAGCACCCGGCCCGGCCCGGCCCGGCCUCCCCGCGGCCGCCCGCCGCGCCCUGCGUCACGGCGGCCCGGAGCCCCGCCGCCCCCGGCCCCGCACCCGCCGCCGCCCACAACGGGCUCCGCGCCGCGGGACCCCGGGCGGACCGAGGGGCCGGCGGGGCCGGGCGCCUGGGUUCGAGGCACGUGCCGGGGCAGGGCGCGGCGGGGGCACGGCCCACCCGGCCCGGCGCUGCCCCCCGCCCCGGGCACUGGCCUUCCCGCCGCAGCCCGAAAGGAACUCCGACGUCUGGCGCCCAACGUGGGGCACCUUUCCCCCACUGAGAACACUCCACAAGGCAUAAGAGGCCUGACUACAGCUACCAGGGGAGCAGGGGUCUUAUGUUUGUGAUUUCACCACUCCCUGGAUGCUUUUGCAUUCAGAGAGGCACCAUGGCACCAGAGCUUCCCCUGGUGCUGUGGCAUUCCUGUGCGCUGCCAGGUUUUGAACCU